GCUUAGCACAACCGAGUCGCUGGCGCGACUGGGCAUCCGAGGUCGUUGGGAUCUCCGAGGACGCAACGAUUACUGGCAGAGGCGCUGCUUCCUUUGAUGAGCUGGUGGCCUUCUUGAAGGAUCUCCGCCGGCCAAUGCAGCCAGCCGACGAGGCGGCGGUGCAGCAGAAGCAGGCCGAGCUGGAGGAAGUGGCGCCGGCGCUUCAGCGCUUCUUGAUCGGCGGGGAGAUCCGAGACCGGCUCGCGCUGCUUCGAGCCGUUGCGGACCUCGGGACGGUGCCCGGCAAGCCGUACUCCUUCGCUCUGUACCUCUUGGUUUUUCUGGAGGAGUACUUGAAGGAUAUCGAGACGCUCCGUGACGGCGAAACCAUCUCGGACCGUGCAGCAGAACUUCGCGAGGUUUUUCUUUGCUUCCACCGUGCUGGGCUGGCUCCAGAUCGGCUUCGACUGAUUUACAGCCACAUUGAGCAGGACUUCCCCCGCUUUGAGGCUGCUGGCGCCCUGUUGCCAAUGCCGUCUGCCGUCAGCCUUUGCCAUACGAUGCUUGCGACAGGUCUUAGCUCUAGUGGCGCUACGACAGUCCUCUUGCGCUCCUCGCUGCGUGAGCCUUUGAUCCACGUAGCCGACGACUCGCAGGAGCUGCGCAUGCUGAAAACCAUCGAGAUGCUAAUUCGACUCGACUUCCUCUACACGCAGGAGCGGCUGCCCCCAGAGGUCACCGAGUACCUCUCCGUCGUUCGAAAUCUCCGCUACUACGACCGUGAGCUCCGCCGCGAUACUCCCCUGUCCUACCAGAUGGCGUUCUUCUUGCGGAAGCAUGGCUUCCCGGCCAAGCGUAAGAUGCUGGGGCCGUAUCCUCUGAAGGUCUGUGACCCUGAGGAGCGGGUCAACUUCGAGCCUGUGGAGGAUCGGACCUGGCGCUUUGGGCUCAUCGAGACGGCGAGAGCACGGAAGAAGCGCCACCUGGAGGCCGUUGGUUGGCGGAGCAUUGAGGUUCAGGCGAGCGAAUGGAAAGAGCUGCCGCACUACCAUGCCAAGGCAGCCUUCAUCCGCCAGCUCUUGAAGGACAACGAGCUGUUGACCCUUUGA
Symbiodinium necroappetens is the source of this 1088-nucleotide messenger RNA. The record is from the annotation of a GenBank genome assembly. Lineage: Eukaryota; Dinophyceae; Suessiales; Symbiodiniaceae.